GGCGCUGUCAAGCCGAGCGCGCGGGGGGCGGCGGAGAACACCGAAGAGGCGCUGGCAGGAGCCUGUCUGUUGCUGCAGGACAAAAAUGUUUCACUUAAGGACUUGUGCUAGUAAACUAAGGCCAUUGACUGCCUCACAGACUGUUAAGACAAUUUCUCAAAACAAACCAGCGGCAGCACCAAGGACGUUUCAACAGAUCAGGUGCUACAGUGCACCUGUUGCUGCUGAGCCAUUUUUGAGUGGGACUAGUUCAAAUUAUGUGGAGGAAAUGUACUAUGCUUGGCUGGAAAAUCCAAAAAGUGUACAUAAGUCAUGGGACAUAUUCUUUCGCAAUGCCAAUGCUGGAGCUGCUCCAGGUACUGCUUACCAAAGCCCCCCUCCAUUAAAUACCAGCCUGUCAACCCUGGCACACGCACAGUCACUGGUUCAAGCACAGCCAAAUGUAGAUAAGCUGGUGGAAGACCAUCUUGCAGUCCAAUCACUUAUCAGGGCAUACCAGAUCCGAGGGCAUCAUGUAGCCCAGCUCGACCCCUUGGGCAUCUUGGAUGCUGAUCUGGACUCUUCCGUUCCAGCCGAUAUUAUCAGUUCCGCAGACAAACUGGAUCUUGCUGUAUUCAAGGAGCGGCUGAGAGUGCUAACAGUAGGAGGGUUUUAUGGCCUAGAUGAAUCCGACCUGGACAAAGUCUUUCACUUGCCAACUACGACUUUCAUUGGAGGAAAUGAGUCCGCUCUUCCUCUUCGGGAAAUCAUCCGCCGUUUGGAGAUGGCUUACUGUCAGCACAUUGGAGUAGAAUUCAUGUUUAUUAAUGAUCUUGAACAAUGUCAGUGGAUAAGGCAGAAAUUUGAAACGCCUGGUGUCAUGCAAUUCUCCAGUGAGGAGAAACGCACCCUGCUGGCCAGACUAGUGCGUUCAACCAGGUUUGAGGAGUUCCUGCACAGAAAGUGGUCUUCUGAGAAACGGUUUGGUUUGGAAGGCUGUGAGGUUCUGAUCCCUGCGUUAAAGACAAUAAUUGACAAGUCAAGUGAGAAAGGAGUGGAUUAUGUUAUCAUGGGAAUGCCUCACAGAGGGCGUCUGAAUGUCCUUGCCAAUGUUAUCAGAAAGGAGUUGGAGCAAAUUUUCUGCCAGUUUGAUUCUAAGCUAGAAGCUGCAGAUGAAGGUUCAGGGGAUGUAAAGUACCACUUAGGAAUGUAUCACCGAAGGAUUAACCGUGUCACUGACAGAACCAUCACUCUUUCACUGGUUGCAAAUCCUUCUCAUUUGGAAGCUGCUGAUCCUGUUGUUCAGGGCAAAACAAAGGCAGAACAAUUUUACUGUGGGGACACUGAAGGAAAGAAAGUGAUGUCAAUCCUUUUGCAUGGAGAUGCUGCUUUUGCUGGUCAGGGAAUCGUUUACGAGACUUUCCAUUUGAGCGACCUGCCUUCCUAUACAACAUAUGGGACAGUUCACGUGGUGGUGAACAAUCAGAUUGGAUUCACGACCGAUCCUCGUAUGGCCCGUUCUUCCCCAUACCCAACAGAUGUGGCUCGUGUGGUUAACGCACCCAUUUUCCAUGUCAAUGCUGAUGAUCCAGAGGCUGUGGUGUAUGUGUGCAAUGUGGCAGCUGAAUGGAGAAGUACUUUCCACAAAGAUGUAGUUGUGGAUCUGGUGUGCUACAGGCGAAAUGGGCACAAUGAGAUGGACGAGCCGAUGUUCACUCAGCCAUUGAUGUACAAGCAGAUCCGAAAACAGAAGGCCGUGCUACAGAAGUAUGCUGAGACCCUGAUUUCACAAGGAGUAGUAAAUCAACCAGAAUACGAGGAGGAAAUUUCCAAGUAUGACAAAAUCUGUGAAGAGGCUCAUGCAAGGUCCAAGGAUGAAAAAAUCCUUCAUAUCAAGCAUUGGUUAGACUCUCCAUGGCCUGGUUUCUUCACCCUGGAUGGCCAACCUCGGAGCAUGACCUGUCCUUCUACCGGCUUGACUGAAGAAGAUUUGGGCCAUAUAGGAAAAGUGGCCAGCUCAGUUCCUGUUGAAAAUUUUACCAUUCAUGGGGGUUUAAGCAGGAUUCUAAAAACACGAGGAGAGAUGGUUGCCAAUAGGACUGUAGACUGGGCCUUAGCAGAGUAUAUGGCAUUUGGCUCUCUUCUUAAAGAAGGAAUCCAUAUUCGGCUGAGUGGACAAGAUGUUGAAAGAGGAACAUUCAGCCAUCGGCACCAUAUCUUGCACGACCAGAAUGUUGACAAGAGAACCUGUAUUCCCAUGAAUCAUCUGUGGCCAAAUCAAGCUCCUUAUACCGUCUGCAAUAGUUCUCUCUCAGAAUAUGGAGUCCUUGGAUUUGAGCUCGGCUUUGCUAUGGCUAGUCCCAAUGCUUUGGUGGUUUGGGAAGCUCAGUUUGGCGACUUCCACAAUACAGCUCAGUGUAUAAUCGACCAGUUCAUCUGCUCUGGGCAGGCCAAGUGGGUGAGGCAGAACGGCAUUGUACUUCUUCUUCCCCAUGGCAUGGAGGGCAUGGGCCCUGAGCAUUCUUCUGCUCGACCAGAACGAUUCUUACAAAUGUGCAAUGACGAUCCAGAUGUCUUCCCGCUGAUAGUCUUCACUCCAAAGUCCUUGUUGCGUCACCCUGAAGCUCGGUCCAGCUUUGAUGAAAUGCUGGCAGGCACCCAUUUCCAGCGUGUCAUCCCAGACACUAGUCUGGCAGCCCAGAAUCCAGAACAGGUUAAACGAGUUCUCUUCUGCACUGGUAAAGUUUAUUAUGAACUUAUUCGAGAGCGGAAGACGCGGAAUAUGGAAGCAGUUGUGGCCAUCACAAGAGUAGAGCAGCUGUCGCCGUUCCCUUUUGACCUCCUGCUGAAGGAAUUCCACAAAUACCCCAAUGCAGACCUAGUUUGGUGUCAAGAAGAGCACAAAAACCAAGGAUAUUAUGAUUACGUGAAGCCUAGACUCCGCACAACCAUUGACCGUGCAAAGCCAGUGUGGUAUGCUGGCCGAGAACCAGCUGCUGCCCCGGCGACAGGCAACAAAAAGAAUCACUUGACCGAACUGCAACGCUUGCUGGACACCGCCUUCAACCUCGACUCUUUCAAGGGCUUGUCUUAGAGACACCUGGACCUCGUUCUGUCCCAGCAUCCUGUGUUUGUGGUGUUUCUAUCUAUCACUUCCUUUCUGUGUCCUUAACUACUAGACCUUGUAAAACUAACUUAAGGAGCCUGUUAUUAACCUCUUCCUGCUGUUAAAAGAAGUGCCCCAUCAACAA
This is a messenger RNA of Protobothrops mucrosquamatus (brown spotted pit viper), 3230 nucleotides long. It is a transcript of the gene OGDH, whose product is annotated as oxoglutarate dehydrogenase. Gene Ontology annotation, cellular component: mitochondrion; oxoglutarate dehydrogenase complex. Lineage: Eukaryota; Metazoa; Chordata; Lepidosauria; Squamata; Viperidae. The record is from RefSeq and is a predicted model, not a curated record. Gene Ontology annotation, molecular function: oxoglutarate dehydrogenase (succinyl-transferring) activity; thiamine pyrophosphate binding. Gene Ontology annotation, biological process: tricarboxylic acid cycle.